Molecule: messenger RNA, 5411 nt
Organism: Sebastes umbrosus (honeycomb rockfish)
Lineage: Eukaryota; Metazoa; Chordata; Actinopteri; Perciformes; Sebastidae
Product: phosphatidate phosphatase LPIN2-like
Exons: 20
Coding region: 124-2949 (941 amino acids)
Biological process (GO): triglyceride biosynthetic process; cellular response to insulin stimulus; fatty acid catabolic process
Cellular component (GO): cytosol; endoplasmic reticulum membrane; nucleus
Molecular function (GO): transcription coactivator activity; phosphatidate phosphatase activity
Source: RefSeq, a predicted model, not a curated record
GCGUUGUAAUCACGUGCAGCCUGCGCGCUGCGGAGUCACGUGCUGCAGCAGAGCCUCGAACACACCGGCGGAGGAACCGACUGAAGGUGUGACUGCCUGCCUCUACUGCAGCAGGUGGACACCAUGAACUACGUGGGGCAGCUGGCGGGCCAGGUGCUGGUGACGGUGAAGGAGCUGUAUAAGGGGAUCAAUCAGGCCACUCUGUCGGGCUGCAUCGACGUGAUCGUGGUCCAACAGCCCGACGGGACGUUCCAGUGCUCCCCUUUCCACGUCCGCUUCGGAAAACUGGGGGUGCUGCGCUCCAGGGAGAAAGUAAUUGAUAUAGAAAUCAACGGGGAACCUGUAGAGCUGCACAUGAAGCUCGGGGACAACGGAGAGGCCUUUUUUGUCCAGGAGACGGAGCAGCACAACGAGAUUGUUCCGGCCCACCUGGUGACCUCGCCCAUCCCCACAGAAGAGGCUCUGUUCAGGAGCAGAGAGCCCAGAUGUUGCGGCCCGGCGGCUGCGGAGAACGGUCAGCCUCUGAGUCCAGACGACUCGGCCUCUGGAAACCUCCAACCCUGCUCCAACAACGCCGGCAAGAAGAAGAGGAGGCGCAGGAGGAAGCACAAGGCCGAGCCUCGCAGGGAGGAGCAAACCACCACACCUGCAGGCGGCGAGCCGGAGCUGUGUGAGCUCAGUUCAGAUGAGGAGCACAACGCGCACAAUGGACGGGCAACUUCACACUCCACGAUGAAGGACAACAGGCAACAUUCGCCCCUUACCACCCUCGAAUGGGACAGCUACCCUUUCUCUGAUGGAGACUGGUCGCCCUGCAAGGCGAGGGAGAUGUCGGAGCCCAUGUCGCCCAAGAGUGACUCUGAGCUGAUGGUGAAGCCGGCAGAGAGCAUGCUCAGGGCCGAGUCCCACAUGCAGUGGACCUGGGGCGAGUUUCCAGAACCCACCAGGGUCAACAAAAAGGACAAAUCGGAGCCAAAGACGUUGACCAUCACUCCCUCUGAGAACACACAUUUCCGGGUCAUCUUGAGUACAGAAGCCAUGGAGGAGAAGGACGGAGAGAGAACCACAGAUCCCAUCUGCAGUAUUGUAAAGCCAGAGCCUCGGACCAUCAAACCUGAUCAGUGUGUCUGCAAACCACAGCCCCCCGAAGCUUCAUCACACAACACAAACAUUAUCAAGCAUGAGCCAAACCUUUCAGGUUUAACGUCCAGCAGUUUGACCUCUGAGCCGUGUCCCACUAACUCCGACCUCAGCCCCGAAACCACACGCACAACCAGGUGGACGUCUUCGCCACCCUGCCGCGGGGACAGCAGCUCUGUUGCCAGUGGAGUCUAUAACAUGCCUGGAGACUCAGCAGCAGUUUGUUCUGAUGCAACAGCCUCAUCUAAACCCCCCGACUCUCCCUUGAAGAGGAGAGAAAAAGGUGUGAGGAAGAGGAGUCAACAUCAGGGGCCUGAAGACAUUUACCUGGAUGACCUGAAUGUACUUGAACCUGAAGUUGUUGCCCGGUACUUCCCAAAAAGUGAGUCUGAGCAGGUUCCUAAAGACUGGGUGGAGAAUGGGCGGCGCUCUGGAUCCCAGUCUCCCCAGUCUGUCGGCAGCGCAGCAGCAGACAGUGGCACAGAGUGUCUGUCGGACUCUGCUGGUGACCUCCCCGACGUCACGCUGUCGCUGUGUGGAGGCGUUGGUGAGAACUCGGAGAUCCCUAAAGAGAAAUUCAUGGAGCACAUCAUCACCUACAAUGAAUUUGCAGAGAAUCCAGCAAUAAUCGACAAUCCCAAUUUGGUGGUUAAGAUUGCAAACAGGUAUUACAACUGGACACUGGCAGCACCGUUGAUACUUAGUAUGCAGGCUUUUCAGAAGAACUUGCCAAAGGCUACAGAGGAGGCCUGGGUGAAGGAGAAGAUGCCAAAAAAGUCUGGACGCUGGUGGUUUUGGAGGAAGAGCAGCAUAAAGCAGUUAUCAUCAGAGACCAAGUUGGAGAGACAGGAGUCUCUGACCAGCGAGAGUCCUGUCCUCAACCAGGCCCCAGAAACACAGCAGAAAGCAGCAGAGUGGUCCAGCGACGAGGAGACUAAAGAGCUGAGCGCUGUGGCUCCUGCUCCGACACCUACUGAGCAUGUGCAGACAGAAGGGCCGGCACUGGCGCCUUGUCACUCCUACAAGAAGUCCCUCCGUCUGUCCUCUGACCAGAUAGCCAGCCUGAAGCUAAGAGAGGGCCCCAAUGAUGUCACCUUCAGCAUAACCACUCAGUACCAGGGGACAUGUCGCUGCGAGGGCACCAUCUACCUGUGGAACUGGGACGACAAGGUCAUAAUCUCUGACAUCGACGGCACCAUCACCAAAUCAGAUGUGUUUGGUCAGAUUCUGCCUCAGCUCGGGAAAGACUGGACUCAUCAAGGCAUCGCUAAGCUCUACCACUCCGUGCACGAGAACGGUUACAAGUUCCUGUACUGUUCGGCCCGAGCUAUCGGCAUGGCUGACAUGACCCGAGGUUAUCUGCACUGGGUGAACGACAGAGGGACUCUGCUGCCUCAAGGACCGCUCAUGCUCUCUCCCAGCAGCCUCUUCUCCGCCUUCCACAGAGAGAUCAUAGAAAAAAAGCCGGAGAAGUUCAAGAUCGAAUGCCUCACAGACAUCAAGAACCUGUUUUUCCUAAACACACAUCCCUUCUACGCAGCAUUUGGAAACAGAGAAAGCGACGUGUUUGCCUACAAGCAAGUGGGCGUGCCGGUGUGUCGGAUCUUCACAGUGAAUCCCAAAGGGGAGUUAAUCCUCGAGCAAGCCAAAGGCAAUAAAACAUCAUACAGCCGGCUGAGUGAGCUGGUGGAGCACGUUUUUCCUUUACGAAGUUCUCAACACAACGCCACCUUCUGCUGCCCAGAGUUCAGCGCCUUCUGUUACUGGAGACAGCCCAUCGCUGAGGUGCGUUUUGAGGAGCUGCUUUAACUCAAACUGGUAUUCUCAAUUAAUUACUUGAAAUCGGCAUAACUCAGAGCAGUAAUGGCUGAAUGCACUGGCUUAUAUUGAUAUGGUUUUUGUUUGUUUUGUAAUGCUACUGGAAUAGUUUGAUUUUAGACACAUUCCACUUUAGUGAACAAGAUUUGAAUGUAUUCCAUAUUAUUUACAUCAUCUUCUCAUUUUGGGCUUAUUCCCUUCGUGCAGAGGUGUAUUUGAAGACGCCGUCAGCCUUUGGCGCAUACGAAAGCCAAAGUAUGACAUAUCACUUAUUUUUCUGACCAUUUGCAUAGUUAUUUUGUUACAGUGUUUAUGAAAAGAUAUUCCCUAAGCACUUAUUUAGGCAGUGGAGGUGCUUAAACUGGCCACCGGCCUGGUAUGAAACAAAUACUGACUCUCUCUCUCCGUGACUUGAGAGCUAUCAUAAAAAAAUACAAGGUAAUAUGUAUAGCAGCUAUGUUUUCAUCCUUUUAAGGCCUUAUUUAAUGUCUUACAUCUUUGCUCCAAAGCUUAGUGAUUUUGCACUAUUAUGCUAUGAAGAAAAUAAUGUGAAAAUGAUUUUGCUCAUAGUUAAUAAUUGCAUUACUGUAAUUUGAAAAAAAAGCACUUUCUGAACUGUAGAUUCAGCUGCUAUUUUGGUAUUAAUCUUUCAAAAUCAAGAUUUAGUUAGUUAGAUUUACAGCAAAUAUAUAUAUAUAUUUUUUGAUGAAUUAAUCUUUGCUGAUGUUUUGCCAGACUUGUUUUGAUUUUGUUAUUGUGAAAACGACCAGCCCGGUCUCCUAGAAAUUACGUCCUCAUAUACAACAAACCUGCAUUGUCAUUUACGUCACAAGGAAAACAUUUUUUCUCCCGGAUUACGUUUGUUUUUGACGAAUCAGAAAUACGUUGCUAAUCUAAGUCCGCGUAGGGAGAAGGUCGGGGUGGACUUUCACCCAGGAGGCCGCAGUUUGUGUCCCGUGUGAAACCAAAAGUCAACGUUGAAUUAUUUUAAUUUUUAUCUGUAAUUUAAAUAACGUAAAAAGCGUAUUUAUUUUAAGCCAAACCCUGUGUUUUACUAAACCUGACCAAAUAGUUUUGUUGCAUUUUUUAAAAUUUAUUUACCACAUGUUUAAAUAUGGGACCGUAAUCCGGUAAUGCAGUUUAGUUGUAUAGGAACAUCAUUUUGCAGGAGACGGGGUUGAAACUACGGUGUAUUAACGUUCUGUCUCUUUUUUGUUUUUAUCCUUUUCACGCUCAGUAACGGCUGUAAGUAAAAUUUAAUGCAUUCUUUCUAUGAAAGUGAUGAACUUUGUGUGAAGACGACACGCAGAAUUAUCCUGGUUUCGUGGAGUCAUAUUUCACUUUUCAGUGAAGAAACUUUGCUGCUGAAAGUGUUUUCUGUAGAUUGUUGUGUGAUUACCUCGUGGUAAUCCAGUUUACAUUAUGAUGUAACAAAGUAUGUUUUGGAUGACUGUUUUGAUAAAAACAUUCAACCAUCUGAGCUGCUUUCUAUUUGUUGGACAGUGACUACGUUUACAUUCACACUAAUAUGACAAUAUUGUGAAUUUUAUACGGUUAACGGUAUAUUUUGUUUCCGAUUAAGACAUGUGAGAUAUGCUGAUAUUGUGGUUUUAGGAGCAUUCUUUGGACAUUUAUAGAGCGUAUUCAGAAUGUGUCUAAAAUGGGGUUCUGACCGCAGUUUGCGACACACAGCCUUUUUUCCGUUUGCGUCAUCUCUGUGUUGUGCAUGUUAUCAGUGCCCGACCGCGAUAUUACAGCUCCUUCUAUAGCGAAGAAAUGACUCACCCGACUCUGCCUCUGGUUAGCUUACCAAAGUAUUCUUACCCUAACCCUUACCAACCUCACUCCUCAUGCCUAAACCCAACCAAUCCAACCAACGAAGGCAAUGAGUACUAACCAAUCAGAGGCAGAGUAGGGCGGGCCAAGUCUUCACUACAGCAGGAGUCGUAAUUUAGCUGUCCGAUCCGUCCCGGCUGCUCAAUCAGUUCUGCACAGGCACAUCUAGGCGCCAGCACAUACGCAGGGACGGAUCGGGCACCGACAGUACACAAACCAACUAGCCGAUUGUUUGCAGAGAUGCAUGCCCAAAAGAAAAGCCCACAUUUCUAAAUAACGCCGACUGCCAAAGAGGGAAGCUGUGUUUGCACGGUCGAACAAGUCCACUUCAGUUACGUUACUUGGAGUAUGCACGGCUGCAUGUAAACAGGAAUAUUAGUGGAAUAUUCAUUUUCAUUAGCCAUCUAAACAACUUAGUAGGAAUAUUGUCUUUUUUGGAAUAAGGGCAAAGAAACUGAAUAUUUUGUGCGUGUAAACGUAGUCCGUGAGAGGGGAGCUUGGAAAACAUUAAUUUAUAGUUUUAAGUAUGAACUUACAUAUAUUUACUAUAUGUAUUGUAUUUAUAAAAUGUUUAAAUCAAAUGUUGGAUGAUAAUAAUAAACUGGUAUGAACUGUCA